AUGAAGCAAAUUGAAUUAAAACCGAAGAACAACUCUGUUGAACAGCAUCUGCAAAAGGUACACGCAAAGGCACAACUUGAAGACUUGAAGAACCGUUUGAUUAACGAACGGAUGCAGCGGGCUAAACUCAAAAACGAACUCACGAAGGAAUAUUUUUACGUAAUUUCGAUGGCAUACUUUUGCCGUACGAUUGACAACGAUUACAUUCCGGCUGAGCUAGGUGUGAUAAAGUACAGCCUGCAUGGCGGUGCUCAGAACCAACUUCACAUGCAUAUAAAUCCCGGCAAACUUCCAUUCGGGUUAGCCCAUGAGGCGCAGCGUCAUUCGAAAAAUUCCCAUGAACUACCGAUUCCACCAAAAGCGUUGGGGUUAACAGAUUACCAUGGUAUAGCGAUAAAGUUGCUUCGCUUCCUGGAAAUGGAAAAGAAUACCCCUUUACUGCUAUUCACGGACCCAAAGGAUGUGCCAAAGGUGGAAAGUAUGCUUAAUGCCAUAUUGGGCAAUCGUAUUGCGGAGGGAAUGCUGUACGUGUGCUCCCUUCCGGAACUGUUCCAUCAGCUGCAACUUGCCGUGGGAGCUUACGAAAAGGAACACGAGGACACACCAUCAGACGUGCAUAAGGCACAGAAUAUCCUGGAUAUGGAUUAUUUUAGCUACACGUCGGGCAUCAGUUGCGAUUACCACGAAUCUAACGAGUUGUUGGUGCACUGUGCGUUGUCCCAAUGCAUGCGUUGGUCGUAUACUAUUUCCAAAGUGUGCUGUGUGCUUCUGGGCAUCGAUUUGAUUGCAGGACGACAUAUACCUCCAGUGAUGACUAUGGCACGUCCCGCAAUAAGUAAGGAUGAUUCCGAAGAUGACAAUUCGGAUUAUGACGAUAAUGUAUCCGUUGAUCGUUUUACGUUCGAUUCGUAUGCAACGGAUUAUACUGAGAUGCUGCCGGCGGAAGUUGAGACAUAUGCCGGAUCUGUGUGUAGCGAUAGUGAAAGCGUCAUCAGAAAGAAUGGCUUACUGGAGUUAAUUGGGAAAGGAAAAAUGAAACCGGCAAUGGAAACACUCAGUGCCAAAACAGGAAAUAGCAAGGAAUCGUUCAAUUUUCAUAAAUACUUACUUAAAUCCAAAACCGGAAACUAUUCUUCAUCAUCUAAUGGCCGUGGUUUGUUAUAUGAAAGUUCAAAUAAUGGACACGACAAUUGUUGAAAGGCUGGUUGGAAAUUUACAUCUUACCUUGAUGUUGAUGAAAUGUUUUCUUUGUUGCCAAAAGAAUAAUUUACUUUUCGGAAACAUUACGAUAUUACACAGCAUCCCAUUUGGAUUGGAUAACUUUUUUUCCAUAUGUUUUUAAAACUACUCAUUUUGCUUUUCGUUUAUUCCUAUAAAAUGGUUCCAUUAUCUGGUAAAAAAUGAACUAUAAAUGGCUAACACAUUGAAUGUUUGUAUGCUUCAUUAUCGCAUAUCCCCCUCCUUGUCGGUUUCGUCGGAUGUGCAAUCAGAAGGGCAUUUCUGCCCACCUUUGUGCCGGAUAUUCUUAAGUUUUUGCGCUACAUGAAAUCAUCGCGACGUCUAUCAUCAUCCUCCUGUGCCUGUGGCAAGGAGUUUUUCUAAUUUAGAUUAAGCUAAAUAUUCUAACUCUAAAUGUAUACAA
Messenger RNA from Anopheles moucheti, 1642 nucleotides. Its product is annotated as protein maelstrom homolog. The record is from RefSeq and is a predicted model, not a curated record. Gene Ontology annotation, molecular function: sequence-specific DNA binding. The coding region runs from base 1 to 1197 and encodes 398 amino acids. Gene Ontology annotation, biological process: male meiotic nuclear division; spermatogenesis; regulation of miRNA-mediated gene silencing. The transcript is spliced from 2 exons. Gene Ontology annotation, cellular component: nucleus; P granule. Lineage: Eukaryota; Metazoa; Arthropoda; Insecta; Diptera; Culicidae.